GAUGAGUUGAAGCAGUUAUGAAUUUCGACUCUCAUGGGAUUAGAAUUACUCAAGAUCAACUCAAAGCAAUUGAUGAAUAUGAGGAGUAUAGACGAAUUGUUGGAGAAGAUGAUGGUGGGAUCCUGUUUACGCCUGAGCAAUAUGAAGCAUAUAAAAAGAAAUAUAUACCAUUGAGACGCCAAAAUAGGAUUUUUGUUUCAUGGACGAACCCAAAUGGAGUAGACUGCAUACUUCCUGGUCCGCAAAGUGAAUGCUUUUGCCAGCACCGUCUUAUACAACAUAAAACGGAUUUCGAAGUAGUGCCUACAGAACGUCCUGUACCUCUGCCUUGUAAACACUGCAGCUGUGCAAGUUUUCAUGUGAUGCCAAAAUUCGGAAGUCAAAUAGCACGUUGUCAUUGCAAACAUUAUGCUACAGAACAUAGUGUGGUGGCUCCAUACUUUUGUUCAAGGCCUAAUUGUAAAUGUGAUGGUUUUAAAACAAGUAUGCAUUGUGACUGUGGUAUUGAAGCGCAUAAACACGAAAUGAUUAUGGAAACAGCUAAAGAACGUCAUGCAAGAGGUAAACCAAUCGGUAAGCCGUCACCAUAUCAAGCUAUGGGUGGGAUAACUGGAUUCAGCUCACUUGCGCCUGGUAUUGCACGUAUGGAUGAAAGUGGUGCUGGUGGCCUGUUGUCAGAAGAAGAAUUGAAUGCACCGAUUACAUCAUCUGAUCAUCCAUUCUUACGUGGUCAUGCACAAGCCGUUUACGCUUAUAAAUUAGCUAUAAAUGAUGUUGAAGGCGCUGAACGUGAACGACCUGAAGUAGAAUCACAAAUGCGUCGUCCUGGUGAAUCAGAAUUAGAUUACUAUGAACGCCGUUAUCAAGAACGAGAAAAAGCCAAGUACAUUAAAAAACCGCGUCAAAUACAAAAACGAUAAUUGGAGGCUAAAAUUCUUCUUUUUUUUAAAUCUCUAAUGUGCAAAAACAUACAUGACUUUUACUUAUUAUUUCUAUACUGUUUAGUAUAAUUUGUUAUCAAAUUUACUAUUUCAUCUAUUUAUUUAUU
Trichobilharzia szidati is the source of this 1048-nucleotide messenger RNA. Lineage: Eukaryota; Metazoa; Platyhelminthes; Trematoda; Strigeidida; Schistosomatidae. The record is from the annotation of a GenBank genome assembly.